Molecule: messenger RNA, 1194 nt
Organism: Nematostella vectensis (starlet sea anemone)
Lineage: Eukaryota; Metazoa; Cnidaria; Anthozoa; Actiniaria; Edwardsiidae
Product: cysteine-rich, acidic integral membrane protein-like
Exons: 2
Coding region: 1-1194 (397 amino acids)
Source: RefSeq, a predicted model, not a curated record
AUGCCUAUCUACAAGCCUACCCAAGUAAAAUGCUUACACUUUUUAGGAGCUUGCACAGGGGAAUGCACAGGGGAAUGCACAGGGGAAUGCACAGGGGAAUGCACAGGGGAAUGCACAGGGGAAUGCACAGGGGAAUGCACAGGGGAAUGCACAGGGGAAUGCACAGGGGAAUGCACAGGGGAAUGCACAGGGGAAUGCACAAGGGAAUGCACAGGGGAAUGCACAGGGGAAUGCACAAGGGAAUGCACAGGGGAAUGCACAGGGGAAUGCACAAGGGAAUGCACAGGGGAAUGCACAAGGGAAUGCACAGGGGAAUGCACAGGGGAAUGCACAGGGGAAUGCACAGGGGAAUGCACAGGGGAAUACACAGGGGAAUGCACAAGGGAAUGCACAGGGGAAUGCACAGGGGAAUGCACAAGGGAAUGCACAGGGGAAUGCACAAGGGAAUGCACAGGGGAAUGCACAGGGGAAUGCACAGGGGAAUACACAGGGGAAUGCACAGGGAAAUGCACAGGGGAAUGCACAAGGGAAUGCACAAGGGAAUGCACAGGGGAAUGCACAAGGGAAUGCACAGGGGAAUGCACAGGGGAAUGCACCAGGGAAUGCACAGGGGAAUGCACAAGGGAAUGCACAGGGGAAUGCACAAGGGAAUGCACAAGGGAAUGCACAAGGGAAUGCACAAGGGAAUGCACAGGGGAAUGCACAGGGGAAUGCACAAGGGAAUGCACAGGGGAAUGCACAAGGGAAUGCACAAGGGAAUGCACAGGGGAAUGCACAGGGGAAUGCACAGGGGAAUGCACAGGGGAAUGCACAGGGGAAUGCACAGGGGAAUGCACAAGGGAAUGCACAAGGGAAUGCACAGGGGAAUGCACAAGGGAAUGCACAGGGGAAUGCACAGGGGAAUGCACAAGGGAAUGCACAGGGGAAUGGGAAUGCACAAGGGAAUGCACAGGGGAAUGCACAGGGGAAUGCACAGGGGAAUGCACAGGGGAAUGCACAGGGGAAUGCACAGGGGAAUGCACAGGGGAAUGCACAGGGGAAUGCACAGGGGAAUGCACAGGGGAAUGCACAGGGGAAUGCACAGGGGAAUGCACAGGGGAAUGCACAGGGGAAUGCACAGGGGAAUGCACAGGGGAAUGCACAGGGGAAUGCACAGGGGAAUGCACAGGGGAAUGCACAGGGGAAUGCACAUAG